Molecule: messenger RNA, 1518 nt
Organism: Pieris macdunnoughi
Lineage: Eukaryota; Metazoa; Arthropoda; Insecta; Lepidoptera; Pieridae
Source: the annotation of a GenBank genome assembly
AUGAUGGACGUCCAAACAUAUAAACCAAUUUUACAAUGGUUCUUAUAUAUAACAGUUUUCGUUCUUGGUUUAGUUUAUUGGUUGGUGAAUAGAAAUUUCAAUUAUUGGGCAAAUCGUGGUAUUGAAUAUGUAAAGCCAUCAUUUCCCCUCGGCAACUUGGGGUUUAUUAUGAGGAAAAGUUUUUGGGACUUCUGUAAUGAAUUAAAAGAUAAAUAUCGGAGAGACUACGUUGGUGUAUUUUUGGCAUGGAAACCGGCAUUAUUCGUGCAAACAGCGGAACUCGCUAGGAAAGUUUUGGUGAAGGACCACGACAGUUUUCAGGACAGAUAUUUGUACUCGGGACACUCAGAUCCCCUUGGCUCCUUGAACUUAUUCACUGUGAAGAAUCCAACAUGGACGGAGAUGAGACACGAACUGUCGCCAAUGUUCACUUCUUUGAGGCUAAAGAAAAUUACCGAAUUGAUGAAUAUAAACUCGGAGCAGCUCGUACAAAAGGUGCAAAGAGACUACGUUGACAAUAAGAAAUGUGUUAAUUUAAAGGAACUAUUCUCAAUGUACACGUCUGAUACAGUCGCAUACAGUGUUUUUGGUAUACGAGUGAGCGUGCUUAACGACCAGCUGUCACCACUAUGGGCCAUUACUAGUCACAUGGUGAAGUGGACAUUCUGGCGUGGUCUGGAAUUCACAAUGAUAUUCUUCGUACCAGCUGUUGCGGCGUUUUUCAGAAUGAAGUUCUUUUCGGCUCCGGCUUCAGAGUAUAUUAAAAAGAUUUUCUGGAAUGUGGCUGAGGAAAGAAAAUGUAAGGGAACAAGUAACGACAAGGACCUCGUUAACCAUCUUUUGAAAUUGAAGGACAAUUUGAAGCUUCCUGCUAAUUCUGAUGCCGACCUAGCCGACAAUUUAAUGUUAGCUCAAGCAGCUGUAUUCAUUCUUGGCUCCGUGGAAACUUCGUCGACGACACUUUCCUACUGCCUCCACGAACUCGCAUACCAUCCCGAGGAACAGGAAAUAUUAUUUAAUGAAAUCGACGAAGCGUACAAACGCACAGGAAAAUCCAUUCUCGAGUACGAUGACCUCAUGGAGCAAAAGUAUUUGUCUGGAUGUUUAAGAGAAACAAUGCGAAAGUACCCUCCAGUCGCGUAUUUAGAUAGGAUAUGUAACAAGCGGUAUAUGUUGAACGAUGACGUCGUUAUCGAAAAGGGUACCCCAGUGUUCGUGAAUGUGUUGGCCAUACAUUACGACGAGAAGAACUUCCCAGAACCAAAUAAAUGGAAACCUGAAAGAUUCACAUCCGCUUCAGACAGUGAUAACGUCCAAUUCACAUUUAUGCCAUUUGGAGAAGGACCACGAUUUUGUAUAGGAAAGCGAUACGGAAUGAUGCAGAUGCGCACGGCUCUAGCUCAACUCGUGCAUAAAUAUAAAUUGGAGCCCUCAGUGCCUUAUGACGUAGAAAGCGACCCUUACAGUGUGAUUUUAGCACCAGCUGAUGGUGGAAGUGUCAAAUUUGUACCUCGAUAA